Molecule: messenger RNA, 1106 nt
Organism: Galendromus occidentalis (western predatory mite)
Lineage: Eukaryota; Metazoa; Arthropoda; Arachnida; Mesostigmata; Phytoseiidae
Gene: Chd64
Product: transgelin calponin-3
Exons: 4
Coding region: 136-708 (190 amino acids)
Biological process (GO): actin filament organization
Cellular component (GO): actin cytoskeleton
Molecular function (GO): actin filament binding
Source: RefSeq, a predicted model, not a curated record
AUAAACGGUGGAUUGUCAUUCGCAGUCGGAUCGUCAUCGUGAGACGAGCUUCCACACCCAUCUGCGGAACGACGUGAAGUAUUGCAUCUACGUCCGUGAAAAACUACGUGUCGAGCCCAAAUCAAACCGUGCGAAAUGGCCGAAAACCGAGCACCGAAAAGCGGUUUGGCCGCAGAGGCUCAGAAAAAGCUCCUAUCGAAAUACGACAACCAACUUGCGUCGGAGGUCAUGGAGUGGGUCCGCCGGACGACUGGGGGCGAUUUCUCGGCUAGUGGUGAGAUCGACAACGUCCACGAGGUCCUGAAGGAUGGGGUGGUCUUGUGCAAGUUGAUGAAUGUUAUCAAACCAGGAGCCAUCCCCGAAAAGAAGAUCAGCAGCUCGAAAAUGGCUUUCAAAUGUAUGGAAAAUAUCGGAUUCUUCCUCCAAGAAGCUAAAGAUAUGGGUGUGCUCGCAGAAGAAACGUUCCAGACCGUGGAUCUUUGGGAGAAACAGAACAUUCUAGCCGUCGUCAUCUGCUUGCAAGCCGUGGCCAGGAAGGCUUCGAAGUACGGCAUCGAGGGAAUCGGUCCCAAGGAGUCGGAAGGAAACCGGAGGAACUUCUCUGAAGAAGUGCUCAAGGCCGGCCAGAACGUCAUCGGACUUCAAUAUGGCUCGAACAAAGGAGCCUCGCAGUCCGGCAUGAAUUUCGGAAACACGCGACACAUGUGAAUCAUCUCAGCGGUUGGGAGCGGCGCUGGCUACACUCGUAGCGGAGGGAUUUCGCGGAGAUAUGAGCGGGAAACAUUUCCGCCUGCAAGGAAUGAAUUUUCGCGGUGCUUGCUCUGACUAGCGGGGCAACCGCUGCUCGGCGAUGAACUGUUAUGCCAAACAUGUGCUUGAAAAAAACAGCUCAUCGAUUCUUUGAUCGCAUGGGGCACAUGGAAAUGAAAAUCUUCUGCGUGCUACCGGCAACGUGAUAGCUCGAAAAUGUUUUGAGUGCUCCCUUGAUGAGAGUCGCUGGGGAGAUGGCGUAUUCACAACUUUUUCCGUGGUGAUAUACUGAUUGAACCUCGUCUGUUCCUUGAACAAUUGUAUCUAUAAAUAAUAUAUACGCAGAUAAUUUAUCU